Messenger RNA from Diospyros lotus (date-plum), 1844 nucleotides. RefSeq lists its product as uncharacterized. Gene Ontology annotation, molecular function: structural constituent of ribosome. Gene Ontology annotation, cellular component: ribosome. The record is from RefSeq and is a predicted model, not a curated record. Lineage: Eukaryota; Viridiplantae; Streptophyta; Magnoliopsida; Ericales; Ebenaceae. Gene Ontology annotation, biological process: translation. Bases 241 to 1602 code for a protein of 453 amino acids. The transcript has 6 exons.
GAUCUGAUUACGGUACAGAGCUGGUCGGGUUUUGCGAAGUGUUCUAGGGUUUUUGCAAAGUACCCCUGUUUCAGCCAUUGCCGCGCAUUCGAAGAAGCAGGAAGAAGAAGUGCAUUUGGUGGGCGACCAUUGAACAAUUGAUCUUCACUCCUCCGAUGAUGACUCGUAGAGUCGCUCCAGGUGGCGUAUUCUUCAUCUCUGGUUGUUAACGACAGAAGCCCUCUUGGCAACGAACUCUCAAUGGCGGCAAUGGCAAUCGCUCUGCGACUCAGAUCCAAGCUCACAGCCGCAGUUCGAAACCGUAGCUUCUUCGUUCAUUUCUCGUCAUUAUCGGACUCCAGUGUCGAAGACCAAAACAACACCGACACCAACACCAACACCUCUUCGUCAGCGGCUUCGCCGUCGCAGCCCCAAUCUUCAUUCUCCUCAUAUUUCAGCGAUGUCAAGGCCAGUCUCAAACAGCAACCCUCUCCCCACCAACAAUCUCGCAAGACUGAUUCCUUCUCCCCAUCCCAAGCUCCCUCGAAGGGCGGCCCCACCUCUCUCGAAGAAAUCCGCAAGAACCUCGCCGAGUUCCGCCGACGCUCCGAGGUGCCGCCGCCGCAGCAGCAGCGCGUCUCGUUUCAGGAGCUUUACAAGCGAAAUGUGAUCUCCAAGGGCGAAGAUUCCACCGAUAAUAAAGCGAGCCAAGACGGGAGGCUCUCGUUCGAUGCCAUUCGCGAGAGCUUACGGCAGCUCCGAGCCAACAAUGCGAAGAAAAAACCAGAGAAUAAUGACGACCUAAAUCUUAUGUCACUCUCUAGGUUCAAGGAGGGUCUCAAAUUGCGACCUGAAGCAGGAGACUCAAUGCAGCCCAGGCUUGUUAUUGGCGGCGCCAGCGAUAAGCUUCCAGCUUCGGUGUCUGGAAAGUCGGAGGAGGGGGGGAAGGAAUCGCCCGCUAUGAAGACGGAAUUUGUCAAGAUGUACAGUUACGUAGAGUUGGGCGAGAAGUUGAGGACGUUGAGGCCGGAGGCUAAGGGCGGGAGUUUAUUUUCAUUGGGGGAAUUAAAUGAUAGGCUGAUAAAGUUGAGGGAGAUGGAGGAGAAGGAAGCGGAAUCAAGGAUUGGCGGCGUUUCUUUCAAGGAUCUGAGGGAUAGCCUCAUCAAGUUGCGGAUGUCAGAUGAUGAGAAUGCAAAGAAACGAACGAUGCAGAGACUUGAUGUCUUAAGCCAUCUUGGUGGAACACCCAAAUAUAUGCUGGCACCUCCAAAGGAGCACUUAGUUGAAAAGUUUGCUAUGGAACCAGUCUUUCAGUAUUUCCAUCCAGAUAACAUGUCAUCUUCUGAGAAACUGAAACUUGAGCUGCAAAAAGUCAGAGAAGAAUUUAAGAUGUCAGAAUCAGAUUGUGGAUCUGCUCGUGUUCAAGUGGCACAACUGACAACAAAGAUCAAACAUCUGUCUACGGUUUUACACAAGAAGGACAAGCAUUCGAUUAAGGGUCUUCAAGAAAUGGUCCAAAGGAGGAAGAAGUUGUUGAGGUAUCUCCGGAGAACUGACUGGGAUUCUUACAGCCUUGUUCUGUCUAAACUGGGUCUUCGGGACAACCCGAAUUACAAGCACUAAAUAUGGAAGUAGCAAAAUCUGUUUUGUUUGCAGGCAAGCUUUAUUUUAGUUAAAUUCCUGUUUUUCUUCCACCUUGUUUUGGGGGAAGAUGGAAGUAGGGGGAUCAUUUGCUUUGUUUGUUUCUUUUUUGUAUUAUUUUUCUUGUUGAAAAAUUAGCUGUACUAAUUGGUGGCACCCUAAUCUUUUUUUUGGAUGCCCAGCUAAAAAUCUUCUUACAAAAUAACAUUCAGAUUUGUAGAGCA